AUGGAUCCACGACGGUCUCUGGUUUCGAUUGCAUUAAUUUUAUUAGUGACAACACGUAUCCAUGGCCAAAUGCGACCAAUAAAAAUCGGAGCAAUUUUUCACAAAGGCGAAGAAGAUCUUCAAUCUGUAUUCUUAAAAGCAAUCUCUGACACAAAAAACGAAAACCGUACAUUCAUAUUUGAACUUAUAGCAGUCAUUAAGUACAUCGAAGGCAAUACCAAUAGCUUCAUGACUGCUAUAGCUGCUUGUGAACUUCUUGAAGAAGGUGUGGCAGCCAUUUUCGGGCCUUCAAGUCGGUAUACUAGUGGCAUAGUUGCGAGCAUUACAGCGAGAUUUGAUAUUCCCCAUAUAGAGUAUGUUUGGCGAGGAAGCGAAGGAAAGAAAAACCAAAAGAAGGCUUCAUCAUUAAUGACUAUAAACAUAUUCCCUGCCAGUGAACAAGUCAGCCAGGCUAUCGCCGAUGUCAUUGAUUCAAUAAACUGGCGAAAAUUCGCAGCGAUUUACGAAACUGAUGAAGGACUGUCACGUCUUCAGAAAACUUUGAUUCUAAACAGAAACAAGGAAGGUCCGAUUAUACAUACAGCAUGGAAGCUUGACAAAGGGCCGGAUUAUCACUCAAUGCUUAAACAGAUACGCUAUUUGUCAGUGCGCAAUAUAAUUAUCGAUGUUAAGCCGGAAAAUAUCAUGGAAGUGCUCUAUCAGGCAAAGGAAGUCAGUUUACUAGCAGAUUAUUUCGACAUCGUAAUUACAUAUUUGGAUUCAUCCAUGCUACCUAUUAUCGAGAUGCUAAAAGAUACUUUUAAUAUCACUGGACUGAGCAUAAGAGAGAAUGAUGACAUAGAAGGAAUUGAUUCGCUAGAUUCAGCGGUCCUCUAUGACGCAGUAUUUUUGUUGCAUACAGCAUUAGAGACUCUAAAUACAAGAAAUAUUGAAAAUGAAGUAGAUAUGUCCAUUGAUCCUAUACCACUUUCUUGUACUAAUAGUACUAGAAAGUAUCAAGUAGGACCUAAUAUUAUUAGCGUUAUGCGAGAGAUAUCAAAGAGAGGAAAGAUAACAGGCAUUAUGUACAUUGAUGAAUAUGGUCGUAGACGAGAUUUUAAUGUAAAAAUCUUGAAUUUUCGACAACUGGGUAUGAUACAAACCGGUUAUUGGAAUACAUUUAAUGGUGUCAAACAGAUUAAGAAGGAGGAAGAUAUCUAUAUAUACAGAAGAUUCAUGGAAGAGAAGAUAUUCAAGAUUAGUGUACACAAAAAUGCACCCUACAUUAUGGAAGUGAUCGAUGGUUCAACGCGAGGAGUAUUAAUUGAUCAAAAACGCUAUGAAGGUUAUUGCAUCGAUCUGGUUAAUGCAAUUGCAGAAUAUCUAGAUUUUAAAGGCGUAAUAUUCCAACUCGUAACUGAUGGAUAUGGCAGUUAUAAUCCAGAAAAGAGGACUUGGAAUGGUUUAAUCAGGAGCAUUCUGGACCAUGAAGCCGAUCUUGCUGUAUCUGAUUUAACGAUAACAUCCCUCCGCAUGACUGUUGUGGAUUUCAGUUUGCCUUUCAUGACCACGGGUUACAGCAUUGUGUUUAGCAAACCGGAAAAGCAAACGUCAUCUUUUUUCCCAGUCUUAGCGCCUUUCUCUAAAGCAGUAUGGCUCUAUAUGGCUAUUGCUUGUUUCCUCGUAUCGAUAAUGUUAUUUCUUCAAGCAAGAAUGGCACCCGAGUGGAACAAUCCGCAUCAUCUGUACAAUACUGAUUCCGAAGAACUCAAAAAUAAUUUUAACUUCAAAAACUCGUUCUACUUAAUUAUUGCUUCUUUUAUGCAACGAGGUUCAAACAUACUACUCAAAACAUCAUCCCUGCGCAUGCUUGCAAGCAUAUGGUGGUUCUUUACUUUGAUCAUGUACAGCUUAUAUAUAGCGAAUCUAGCCGCCUUUCUCACUGUGGACAAAAUAGGCAUACCUGUUAAAGGAAUUGAGGGCCUGGCCAGACAGACAAAAAUUAAAUAUGGUAUACAAAAGGGUGGCGCAACAGAAUCAUUCUUCCAAAAUUCGAGUUACUCAACGUACAAACAAAUGUGGGAUACAAUGGUGAAUUCUAAGCCAAGCGUAUUUACAUCAAGUUACGAAGAAGGCAUCAACCGAGUUAUCCACGGCGAACGACGAUAUGCCUUUAUCAUGGAAAGUGGCAGUAGUGAAUAUUACAUAGACCGCAAAUGCGACUUAAUUAAAAUAGGCAGCGUGAUCGAAAGCAGAGGGUACGGCAUUGCUAUGCCACGCGAAUCUCCUUAUAAAAACCAUAUUAACCGUGCGAUCGUGAUGAUUAACGAGAGAGGUUUACUACACAAACUCAAAAUAAAGUGGUGGCAAGAAAGAGAAGGAGAUUUGUGCAAAAAAGAUGAAAUUAAUGCAAGCACACACGAAUUAGGGAUGACAGGUCUUGGAGGUGUAUUUUUCGUUCUAAUAUGUGGUUGCAGCGCUUCAUUCUUUAUCGCAAUUUGUGAAUUUCUGUGGAAUAUACCUAAAGUCGCUGUGGCAGAGAAGAUUACUCUGUGGGAGGCGCUAGUUGCCGAGUUGAAAUUUACCGUGAAUAUCUUCGCAAUUACGAAACCCGUUAAAAUUAUCAAGAGGAGCAACAGAAACAUAAAUUCCAGGGAGGUGUAG
Trachymyrmex cornetzi is the source of this 2643-nucleotide messenger RNA. Its product is annotated as glutamate receptor ionotropic, kainate 2-like. Gene Ontology annotation, molecular function: ligand-gated monoatomic ion channel activity; signaling receptor activity. Bases 1 to 2643 code for a protein of 880 amino acids. Lineage: Eukaryota; Metazoa; Arthropoda; Insecta; Hymenoptera; Formicidae. The record is from RefSeq and is a predicted model, not a curated record. Gene Ontology annotation, biological process: monoatomic ion transport. The transcript is spliced from 16 exons. Gene Ontology annotation, cellular component: membrane.